UUCAUUAUGACAAAAUUAACAAAGCAGACGAAGAAUAAUAAACAGAAUUAUUUGGCCAUCUCCUAUUGCAAUUCAAUAUUAUCUAUAAAUGAAAAAAGGAAAUAUCUACGGCCGUUCUUCCAAAUUCUCAUCAUUUGUGGCGAUACUUGCCGAAUUGAUGUUCAGACAUUGUCAAACUGUCGAGUUUGCGUUCAAGUUUUCGUUGAUCGCAUAGUUGGAGAAGUAUUUGCCAUGGCAGUUGAAUCAGCCCCAAUCGCCGCAGCGGGUAGCCCGAAGAAAGCGAAAAAAGGAGCAGGUGGACCAAAGAAGCCAAAGUCGAAGCCCACUCAUCCGCCAACCUCUUCUAUGGUGGAUGCUGCAAUCAAGGCUUUAAAGGAGCGUGGAGGUUCGUCGCUCCCUGCUAUUAAGAAGUACUUGGCAGUCAACUACAUGGUAGAUGUUGAAAAAUUGGCUCCUUUCAUCAAAAAGUACCUGAAGGGUGCGGUUGCCAGCGGGAAAUUAAUCCAACCAAAAGGCACGGGUGCUUCCGGUUCAUUCAAAUUGCCCGCGAAAGAAAAGAAAGAAAAAUCAACUAAAAAACCAGCAGCAAAGAAACCUAAAGCUGCGGCUAAGCCAAAGAAGACAGGCGAAAAGGAAGCAGCAAAACCUAAGAAGAUUGCAUCACCCAAGAAGAAGGCAGUUGGCGCCGCGAAAGCAGCGAAAAAAUCUGGAAGUGUGAAAGCGAAGGCACCCAAGGAGAAAAAACCAAAGGCUGCGAAAGUAGCAAAGAAGGCACCAAAGCCAAAGACGGCAGCAAAGAAAGCCGCUCCCAAGAAGACAGCGGCUAAGAAGUAAAUUUUUCAAAGCUUGGCCUACGCAUGUGGAGAUCAAUAA
This is a messenger RNA of Hermetia illucens (black soldier fly), 873 nucleotides long. Its product is annotated as histone H1-like. The transcript has a single exon. Lineage: Eukaryota; Metazoa; Arthropoda; Insecta; Diptera; Stratiomyidae. Gene Ontology annotation, biological process: negative regulation of DNA recombination; nucleosome assembly; chromosome condensation. The record is from RefSeq and is a predicted model, not a curated record. Gene Ontology annotation, molecular function: nucleosomal DNA binding; double-stranded DNA binding; structural constituent of chromatin. Gene Ontology annotation, cellular component: nucleus; nucleosome. The coding region runs from base 7 to 834 and encodes 275 amino acids.